Colossoma macropomum (tambaqui) is the source of this 3197-nucleotide messenger RNA. It is a transcript of the gene nagk, whose product is annotated as N-acetylglucosamine kinase. Gene Ontology annotation, molecular function: N-acetylglucosamine kinase activity. The transcript is spliced from 10 exons. Lineage: Eukaryota; Metazoa; Chordata; Actinopteri; Characiformes; Serrasalmidae. The record is from RefSeq and is a predicted model, not a curated record. Bases 38 to 1066 code for a protein of 342 amino acids.
CGUGGUUGUCACAUGACAGAAACGGGAAGCGGUAGAAAUGAGUGCGGUGUAUGGUGGAGUUGAAGGGGGUGGGUCUCACUCCAAAGCAGUGCUGCUCUCUGCUACAGGGGACAUCCUUGCUGAGACAGAUGGACCUUGCACCAACCACUGGUUGGUUGGGGUUGAUAAGUGUAUCGAGGGUAUUUACGACAUGGUCCAGAAGGCAAAGGUCAGUGCGGGGCUGGACCCGGACACACCCAUUUAUUCACUGGGCAUGUCACUGAGUGGUGGGGAGCAGAAGGCUGCCAUUCAGAAACUGAUUGAUCAGAUGUCAGAAAGAUAUCCCAAAUUAAGCCAAAGUUAUUACAUCACCACUGAUGCCAUCGGUUCCAUAGCAACAGCUACUGACCAUGGUGGCAUAGUGGUGAUAUCAGGCACUGGUUCUAACUGUAAGCUGGUGAACCCUGAUGGUACUCAGGUGGGCUGUGGGGGAUGGGGUCACAUGAUGGGGGAUGAGGGAUCAGCAUUUUGGAUCUCUCAUCUUGCUGUAAAAACUGUAUUUGAUGCCAAAGAUAACCUGGCCAAACCUCCACAUGAUAUCACCUAUGUUAAAAAAGCCAUGGACGAGUACUUCCAGGUGUCAGAUCUGAUGGGCAUGCUCCCCCACCUGUACAGAAACUUCCAGAAAUCUCACUUUGCUGGGUUCUGUAGAAAACUUGCUGAAGGUGCCAAUGCAGGCGAUGCUCUCUGUCAGUAUCUGUUUACCCAGGCUGGUGAAAUCCUAGCACAGCACAUUGUAGCAGUGCUGCCCAAAGCACACCAGGAGCUGUUCUCAGGUGAGCUGGGCUUGCCCAUUCUGUGUGUAGGAUCUGUGUGGAAGAGCUGGGAACUGAUGAAGGAUGGUUUUACUCAAGUGCUGUCUCAGGCCCAAGCAUCUCACAACCAUUUCCGAAAGUAUAGCCUUCUCACCCUGUGCCAUUCAUCUGCUCUGGGGGGUGCCAAGCUGGGGGCUCAGAAUGCAGGGGGCAAUCUUCCUGUGGACUACUCCUCUACUGCCAGUGUGUUCUUUAGCCACUCCUUCACCUAGCAGUGACUGGGAUGGGACAAAUGCGGACCAGUGAAGACCGAUGAAGCAAUCAGGACUCUAAUCAGAAAUCAGACUCUACGUGCAAGUCACUGGGAGCAGUGCUUGUUGUUUCGCAGUUCAGUAAAAUCCAAAACGACUUCCCCUUUUUGGAUUUUUUGGACUUCCCCUAGGCACUUCCACUUAGGAAAAUACAUCUAGUCAGAAUGCAUACGGCACUUUCAAAUUGAAAUGGCAUCUGUUAAGUUCAAAUAAAUGCCAUUUGUUUGAAAUUAAUAGGUGCCAUGUCAUGUUCAGUUACAGUUAGAGUUCAUCAGUAUCAUUGUUGCAAAAAGGACGCCUUCCCAUAUGUGCAGGGAAAAAUAUGUACAGUACAUUAGUCUUGAUUUGAUUAAUCAAAAACAAAGAGUAAAAUGUGAAUGAAUGCUGUUCAGGGUAACAUAGAAUAUGAUUGGCUUGUCAUGUGGCUCAGAUGUAUCUCACUCAGAGCGCUAAUUGUAAAAUGCUGUAUGCUUUUUUUAAUUUUUUAUACAGUAUUCAAAUCUUCUCAUAAUAAAACUGCAGUCACAAGGCUCACAAUACAAAAUGCUUAGGUAGUGUGUUGCAUUUUGGUGAAGUUUUAAGCAAAAACAUAUGCUAAAGCAUUUCAUACAGUUAACAAGUAACCCUAAUUUAUGCUGAUGUUUCGGUAGGGAGUUAAUAAAAUGACAGCGACAGCACUUGAGACCCAGUGCUGUGCAGACAUUUAUAUUCUUUUUAAAUUUAAGAAGCACUGAAAAACAUCUGUGCAUAAUUGUGCAAAAAACGUCCUUAUUUUAUUUGUUAACAGAUAUUUAGAUAGUAAAGCACAAAAAUUGUUCCAAUCAAGAUGAUUUAUAAGGCAGUUCCAGGAUGUGCCCGCAUGGUUUAACUUAGAUGUGUCUCUCUUAUUGUUUUUUCUUUGGAGGUGACUGAAUGUUAACAUGUGAACAGGCACAAUGAUGUCAUAAUGCUCAGUUGCCAUGGAAAGGAAACUACAGAACACUACAAUAUUGUGACAACAUUCUCAACAUUCUACAUACAGCUGGUCACCAAAUUGCUCUGGUGCAGUGCUUUAGAAAAUCUGCUCUUGAUCUUGGAGAAAAUGCAAUCUGGGCAGAUGAUUUCUAGCUUGAAGAACUAUAAGGUAAAGCAUUGCCUACAGUACACAUGACAGAUUGAAACACCUUACUAAUUUAUCAUAUAACCUAGUGAAGCUAAAAUGUGGGAAAAUUAAGGCAAAUAAACAGCAUGUUAAAAUCUUGAAGCAGGAUUUCUCAUUUAGCUACAUAACACCAAAGUCCAGCUUAUGUAAAAAAUCAGUGUCAUUCUUAUUGGACAGUUCUCACUCUGGCUAAAGUUAUCCAGCUUUACCAUGAAAUCUUCGCUUUGUGAUAACUCACUUUGGAGGAAGCCACUGUGCUUCAUGGACAAUGGAAUUAUGUUUUCUUUCUGCAUUACAAAGGGUACAUUUACCCAAGGCCCUUGGUCAAAGGCAGAGCUACAGAGCACCCACAGAGCAGACUACAAGCCUUACAAACAGCGUUCACUGAAGCUGUACCAGCCUGACCCCCAGACUUGCCCCAAACCAGCCAGCCCUGUACUCAACAAUAAGCCUGAAGUAAGCAUACUUUAGCACAUACAGGAAAUAUUAGUUUUGGCAUGCAUGAGCCCAUUGUGUGGUCUUGUUGCAGACUGAGCAAAUACUGUCCUACCCAGUGAAAAAAAGAAAAAUGCUGCAACAAAAAAGAACAUGCAUUAUCUGAAAUCAACUCAGUGUUUUGAACAGUGAAAAAAGAGAUAACUGUUGUGUUUCCUUGUUUCAACCGUACUAUACUGUCUCCCAUUUUUGCAUUUAUGAAUGUAAUUCAGUACAGAGAAAUGUCCUGUUUUCUGGGGGAGGAAGGAAGCUCCCACAGCACAUAAAAAGAGAAGCUGGAAAGCUGUAUCCAGCUGACAAGUGCCUCAAAGUUGACAUAUGACACAAUAGCAUCAUAAUAAUAAACGGGGGCAAAAAUCUGAUUACUUGAAAUCAUAAAUACAGUUUGAUUAACUAUAUGAAAUAUAUAACUGCAUUUUUUUGGUGGUUGUGAAAUAAAUUUAUACUUGAAGGGUC